UCAUACUCAUACAUCAAAAUUGCAAGUUUUUUUGUAGGAGCCAAAAAAACAAGGAAAAUUCCAGCAGAAUUUUUUUACAUCUGUGGAAUAUAACAUAUAAUUUGUAAUUGGCAAUUGAAUAAUAUAGAAAAAAAGUACCGCAAGUGAUAAAGCAAUAACAAUUCUCUGAGAAGAAAAACAAACAAAGAUUAAUAAAACGCAAAAAGAUUAUUCAUCAGUUAUAUUAUAACAAAGAAAGUGUGAUUAACCGUCCUUCAAGGAAUACUUACCACACCAGCAUUAAUUCAUUACAUUCGCAUACUCUCUUCUUUUUAUAUAUAUUUCCAAUUAAAUAAACUCUUCGUUUUUUGAAACAAGUAUUUGUUUCGAUUUCUUCUAUUUCCUGACUUCUACUAUCUCACUGUCUGUGCAUCGACGACGUGGUAAUACAUAAGUUAAUAAAAAAACCAAAAAAAGUGGUAAAGUAAUUUUUUUGUUCCAAUCUAACGGCAAGCAUAAGACGUUAGAUAGUUAAGCAGUAAAUCUCCCCAAAAAACAACAACACAACAAAUUUCAUAAACAAACAAUGGCAACAACACCACGUUCUGGCGGCUCUGCUGGUGGCGGUACAGCUCAACGUCCAAACGGUACAUCGCAAAGUAAAUCAUGCCAAUUCAAAUUGGUAUUACUGGGCGAAUCGGCUGUUGGCAAAUCAUCGUUGGUGUUACGUUUUGUUAAGGGACAAUUUCAUGAAUAUCAGGAGAGUACGAUAGGAGCGGCAUUCCUAACACAGACCAUCUGUAUAGAAGAUACAGUGGUGAAAUUUGAAAUUUGGGAUACUGCAGGACAAGAAAGAUACCACAGCUUAGCUCCCAUGUAUUACAGAGGUGCGCAGGCCGCUAUUGUUGUAUAUGAUAUACAAAAUCAAGACAGUUUUCAACGUGCAAAAACCUGGGUUAAGGAACUGCAUAAACAAGCCUCUCCUAACAUUGUUAUUGCCUUGGCUGGUAAUAAAGCAGAUCUUUCAAAUAUCCGUGUUGUAGAAUAUGAGGAAGCUAAACAGUAUGCUGAAGAAAAUGGUUUGUUAUUCAUGGAGACAUCAGCAAAAACCGGCAUGAAUGUGAAUGACAUUUUCAUGGCAAUUGCCAAGAAAUUACCUAAAAACGAUGGAGCUAAUAAUCAAGGAGCGGGUGCCGGUAGAAGGCUAAAUGAAAAUGAAAACAACCGACAGACGACCAAUUGCUGCAAGUGAUGUCUUUUUGUAG
Molecule: messenger RNA, 1244 nt
Organism: Musca domestica (house fly)
Lineage: Eukaryota; Metazoa; Arthropoda; Insecta; Diptera; Muscidae
Gene: Rab5
Product: ras-related protein Rab-5B
Exons: 5
Coding region: 566-1231 (221 amino acids)
Molecular function (GO): GTP binding; GTPase activity
Source: RefSeq, a predicted model, not a curated record